Schistosoma guineensis is the source of this 2145-nucleotide messenger RNA. NCBI's taxonomy places the organism in Eukaryota, Metazoa, Platyhelminthes, Trematoda, Strigeidida, Schistosomatidae. The record is from the annotation of a GenBank genome assembly.
AUGCAGCUAUCUGUCUGUAAUGGGAAUGAAAAGACAGCUACAUGGAGUGAAAAUAAUGGAUUUCAACCUAUAGUAAACAUGGAAUCGAACGAAAUAAAAAAUUUGAAAUUUGAAGAUUUGAAGUAUUUUGUUAUUCAAGGAAGAGCCGGAAAAAAGUUCAUUCUCAAAGGAAUAUCUGGAGAGUUUAAAUCUGGGGAACUGAGCGCAAUUAUGGGACCUAGUGGAGCUGGAAAGAGUUCUCUCAUGAACAUUCUAGCGGGAUACUGCACGCAAAAUGUUAUUGGUGAUGUUAUCAUUGGCUCUUCGCUAAGAAACCUGCAGCAAUUCAGGAAAAUGUCGUGUUACAUAAUGCAAGAUGAUUUGUUACUACCUCAUCUGUCUGUUGAUGAGGCAAUGAUGUGUAGUGCCAACCUGAAAUUAAGUGAAAAGACUAACUAUGCAUCCAAAAGAAAAAUAGUUGAUAAUAUUAUAAGUCUUCUUGGUCUAAGAGAAGCCGUACAUACUCGAACCUCACAACUGUCUGGUGGUCAAAAGAAACGACUGGCUAUUGCUCAGGAAUUAGUUAACAACCCUCCAAUAAUGUUUUUUGAUGAGCCCACAAGUGGUUUGGAUAGUGCUUCAUGUUUUCAUUGCAUCUCAUUGUUACGUCGCUUGGCACGUGGUGGUCGAACAAUAAUUUGUACAAUACACCAACCGAGUGCAAAAAUAUUCGAACUAUUUGACCAUUUAUACUUCUUAACUGAUGGUCAUUGUAUUUAUAGAGGACCUGUUUCAUGUUUAGUCCCUUACCUCGCAUCACAAGAUUUAAUUUGUCCAUCUUAUCAUAAUCCUGCUGAUUAUUUUAUGGAAGUGGCUUGUGGUGAAUAUGGUGAUCAUUAUAUGCGAUUAGCAAUGGCUGCACGUCGUGGAACAUUAGAUGAAAUUGUAGAUUAUUUGAAAAAGACGAAAGUAUUUCCUUAUUCAACAGUUAUUCAGACAAAUGAAUGUCCAAUAGAUAAUAUUCAAAUAGUUUCUGAAACUAUUCCUUCAAGUGAUCAUUGUUCAUCGUCACCAUCAUCACCGUCAUUUUGUUCACCUAUUAUUAUACAUGAUGAUAAGAAGAAAAAGACUAAACAGCUUGUAAAAAGUCAAGAAUCACCAUCACAUAUUGAAAUGUCUGUACUUCUACCUCAACCUAAUGGCCCUAUACGUACCAUAGAUCAAGGUUUAGUCAGUUCAGAUUGUAUAAAAUACGAUGAUCCUAGUCGAGAAUUUGCUGCAAAUCAGUUAACCCAAUUUCGGGUUCUAUUCGUGAGAAAUGUACUUUCCAUUAUUCGUGAUUCAACAUUAACACAUCUGCGUUUUGUAUCACAUAUUGUUGUUGGAAUAUUAAUCGGUGUUUUAUAUUUUCGUGUUGGUAAUUUGGGUUACGAAGUGAUAAGUAAUGCAGCAUUUGUCUUCUUUACUUUGCUAUUCCUUAUGUUUGCUUCAUUAAUGCCAACUGUGAUGACAUUUCCUCUUGAAAUAUCAAUAUUCUUCCGUGAACAUCUAAAUUCAUGGUAUAGUUUAAAAGCCUAUUACUUGGCGAAAUCACUAGCUGACGUACCAUUCCAGAUAUUUUUUCCUAUUGUUUAUGCUAGUAUUACAUACUGGAUGACUGAACAACCAAAUGAUGCUAUAAGAUUUAUUCAAUUUCUUAUCAUAUCGAUUCAAACAUCUUUAGUUGGUCAAUCAUUAGGUCUUGUUAUUGGUACAGCUACUUCAUUACAGGUUGCUGUAUUCCUAGGACCUGUAACGGGAAUUCCUAUACUAUUAUUCUCUGGGUUUUUUCUCAAUUUAUAUGCUAUACCGAAGUAUUUACAAUGGAUUUCUUUUUUAUCAUUUACCCGAUAUUCAUUUUCGGGAGCACUCAAAAUUAUCUAUGGAAAUAAUCGUACAGAACUUGAUUGCGAUCGUAAACGAAUAAAUAAGAUGAGUUAUCCUUGUCUUGGCAAACCAGCAAUGAUAUUUCAAGCAUUAAAUAUUCCAGAUUAUAGUGUUUCUGUCGAUUUCGGUGUAUUAUGCAUCUUUUUUCUUUUUUUACGAAUACUUGGUUAUUAUAUACUUCGAUGGCGUGUACGUCGCCGGCGUUGAUCAUGACAAUAAUAUUUUUUAUUUAUAUUUUCC